Messenger RNA from Triticum turgidum subsp. durum (durum wheat), 444 nucleotides. NCBI's taxonomy places the organism in Eukaryota, Viridiplantae, Streptophyta, Magnoliopsida, Poales, Poaceae. The record is from the annotation of a GenBank genome assembly.
AUGGCGGAUACGAAGGCCAGCGCGGCGGUCACCCUCCGCACCCGCAAGUUCAUGACCAACCGCCUCCUCUCCCGGAAGCAAUUCGUGCUUGAGGUGAUCCACCCCGGCAAGGCCAACGUCCCCAAGGCGAGACAUCGAUCACACAAAAUGGAGGCGGAGCUCAAGGAUAAGCUGGCCAAGAUGUACGACGUGAAGGACGCCAACUGCAUCUUCGUGUUCAAGUUCCGCACGCAUUUCGGGGGCGGCAAGUCCACUGGAUUCGGUCUCAUCUACGACAACCUCGAAGCAGCCAAGAAGUUCGAGCCCAAGUACCGCCUGAUCAGGAAUGGUCUUGCUACUAAGGUUGAAAAGUCUCGCAAGCAAAUUAAGGAGCGUAAGAACAGAUCUAAGAAGAUCCGUGGUGUCAAGAAGACCAAGGCUGAUGCCGGGAAGAAGAAGAAGUAA